Molecule: messenger RNA, 6702 nt
Organism: Pyricularia oryzae 70-15
Lineage: Eukaryota; Fungi; Ascomycota; Sordariomycetes; Magnaporthales; Pyriculariaceae
Exons: 3
Coding region: 287-4918 (1543 amino acids)
Biological process (GO): Golgi organization; COPII vesicle coat assembly; autophagy
Cellular component (GO): ER to Golgi transport vesicle membrane; endoplasmic reticulum exit site
Source: RefSeq, a predicted model, not a curated record
GCCGAGAGUCCGUAGAUUGCUCAAUGUGCGAAAGAAAAGUCUAGCCAUCUCAUCUCAACCGACAUCAAAAGUUGUCUGGCCUUUUUUUAGAUUCCAUAUCAAUCGUUCUUGUCCUCAUACCCCGUUGGGCAAAGGAAAUGCUAUAUUUUGUUUAUUAGUUUAAUACCUCUCUUUUUGUACUUUGACGUCAACUGUAUAUUCGUUACCUUCUUGAUAGCAGAUUUCUCUACGACUUCUUGACAUCCGUUCGAACCCAACCUUGCAUAAAAUAAGAAACGGCAUCGCGAUGCCAGUUGAAGAGGCAAAUUCAACAUGGCACCCGGCGUUCAUGCCCAAUUCUGCUCAUGACAUCUCAACACAACCUUCGAGGAGCCCCUCCGCGACGGUAACUACCGAGACCCAUACCCACCAAGAUGCAUCACCGCCAGCACAUGAUGUCUCUGUGACAAAUCCGAACGAUGCUUCCUCGCAAGAACCCAUCCGAGCCGAACCCGAACCCCAACAGACCAAAGCUACUGCGGAACAAGAGGCAACUUUACCACCUGUAGACUCCGAAGUCAUCACCCAGCCAGCUCCGGCAGCGGCGAAAUCGACUCCCUCGAAACACCUUCCGUCAGACUCAUUUGCGCGUACUGUUGCGCACGAGGCUAACUGGGAUGGUGAUGACGAUGUGGAAUGGAGUCUACCGGAGACUGAUGCAGACCCCUUCAAGUUCCUGGGUCCCUCCGACCGCACCAACUCAUUCCCGGUCGUACCGCCAAUGCAACAGUCGAGUCAAAAAGAAGCACAGCGUCCGGAGCGUCUGCUUCCCAUCAGUCAAGCUGAAGAGCUCAUGGCCGAGCUCGAUCGUGAGGCCUCACCCGUCAAGUAUGCCGCCGAAAGCUCGGACGGACAGCUGGUGGAUGGGGAAGCUCAGCCAGAGAACUCUACGUCAGAUUGUUCCACAGAGAAGCUCUCCCGCCGAGACGUGGCGUCUCUCACCGAUGCUGAAGCACCUGAUGAACGCUACGAGGAGGGAGUCCCACUGAUCACAAGGGAGCAGGCUUCAGACUUUUCUACGAAACCCACGGAAGAUAGCCAUGACCCCUUUGCCAACGACACGACAGGUGAAGAUGACUUCUUUGCUCAGAUCGGUGACUCCAGGAAACCGGCCGCAGAGGACGAUGGCGGUUUCUUACUCGAGAGGCCAUUGGAGCGCAAGUCUACGAUGCAGGUUUUGGGAGCCGUGGAUGAAAUGGUUUCACCUAGCAGGGCUGACACUGGUCUUGAGAGCAUGAUGGAGGAGUCCCCGGAAGAUCGUGACUUCUGGAGCCAGCAGCAGCCGCUCGAUGAAGCUCAAGAGCAGCAAGAGGCCAAGGCCGCUUCGGAUGAAGCUGCGGCUGGACGAAGUGAGGCCGAACCUCAGGAGAACAGCGCAGAUCUGGCCGCUAAGUGGGCUGCUGCCUUCGACGACGAGGAUGACGAUGGGUUUAUUCUCGAUGAUCCCUCGAAGGAGGUUGACCCCGCGGCGUUCUUCGGGGAUGAUGACGAUGGCUUUCUCGACGAUGUGGAGGAAACACCAGAGCCAAAUACUGCCACGCAAGGUCCCGUGUCUACUCAACCGCCUGCACCGAAUGGGAGAUAUACUCCUGCGCAGGUCACACCAAUGACCUCGCGUCAAGCCUCAAACUCUAGCCAGUACUACCCCGGUCAAACACCAUUUGUAGCUCAGCCUGCUGGUCAGCCAUCAAGUGCAACUCCUUUCGCACCUGCCCCAGCGUUUGGUGCUCCUCCACUGCGCCCGGAAGUAAACAAGGCCGCUAGCUUUGCCGACAAAUCCAAGGGCGGCUACACCUCACCCUAUGACCUCCCGGCUGAUAUUGUCAAGCCUAGAAAGCGGCCAACUGCGCAACAAAAGUCACCGUUGGUGGGCGCAUCUCAGCCCCCGCCUGGCCCUCCUGGAGCCAGGGCCUCUUCUGCCCCUAUGUCACCACCUCCCCCAGGACGCACUAAUCAACCAGUUUCACCGGCAAAGCAGCCGCCGCAAAGGUCUCAGUCUGGGGGCGAGGGCUUCUUUGCAGAUCUUCCUGUUGCGCAACGUGCUAGGCCGGCAUCUCGAACCAGCCUGCACGGCAUGCCAUCGCCUCAGAUCAAUGCAGCCGGUCCUCCCCAAAUGCGAGCCCAGGCUUCUCCAGGGUUUGCUCCUGGUCAGGCGCAGCCUGUCCCCACUUCGACAGCACCUCAGGCGCCCUACAGCCAACCCCCGACUAUGGCUGUGCCGCCCCAGCCCGGAUACGCACCUGCUACUGCAACCUCUGGCAUGACGGGCGGCCUUGUAGCGCCCGAGCGUGUCAGCCCAUACGCUGCACUGCAGUCUGGUUCCGGGACGAUGCCCGUUGUGCCUUCCGCAGCUGCUGGCAGCAGGUACUCGCCUGCUCCACCCCCUGCACCGGCAUCAAACAGGUACUCUCCGGCGCCGACUGGUAACCGUCCAGCAAGCGCUACCUAUGCUUCGCCUCAUUCGGUAGCCGCUCCCCCAGUGCUGCCCCAUCAGCCUCGAACUUCGAGUCCGCUGGCCCACUUUGAGAUCUCGCAUGAUCGUGCCAGGUCAGCCGGCGCAGCUCAAGCAGACGGGGCUCAUCCCGACAGGCGUGUCGCCUCUGCCAUGCACGAGCCGAGACUGAGCCGCAUGCCCUCACUCCCUUCGACUCGUGAGGUUGAUGAAGAGACUAUUCCCCAGUCAGGCCCUCCCCCGUCGUCACACAGUCGCCCGUCCUCCCAAGGAGUGAUGGGACCACCGCAGGCGCCAUCUCAAAUGUCCCAACGGUCCAGGCAAACACCUCCUCCCCCAGUCACAAUUGCGCAGCAAAAUGCCACAUUGUCACCGCCAAAGAGGGUGUCGAGCUACACGCCGCAAUCUCAAGCACACUCAACGCUGUCGCCACACGGAUCCGAUUUUGUGCCCCCACCGCGAUCACACACGCAAUCGCCUGGCGCAUUGUACGGCAGGGGAGCGGUGAACUCGACAGACCCAGUACCUAGGCCGUCUUCUGUACAUGAUCCUACAUCACCUCGUUCUGCCACCUCUGCCACCCAUUCUUUUGUACCCAUGACGCCGGCACCGGCAUCUGCUCCCAUGACCAUGCCGACUAGACCUCGCAGGGCUUCACAGAACCUCAACCUGGUUCCUCCCACCGAUGGUCGCGAGCAUGACCCGUUGCAGAGGUGGAAGGGUGCGCCAAUUGUCCGAUGGGGCGUUGGCGGCGCUAUCGUGACAUCAUUCCCGAAGGAUGUUCCCAGGUAUGGCAUCAACCAGACCUUGCCCAUGAUACUUCGAAGCCCAGGUGAAGUCAAGAUCAAGAGCAUGAAGGAGAUCCAGCCCCUCGAGGAGCGUCUUGGCAAAUUUCCAGGCCCUCUUAGGGGCAAGUCCAAGAAGAAGGAGGUUGUAGCCUGGCUUACUACCGGUAUCGAGGAUCUGGAGAGGAACAACCCGGUCAAUUCGUUGUACGGUCAGACCACCCUAGAGGAUAAGCGAAGUGAAGAGCGGGUGCUCCUAUGGAAGAUCCUGCGCCUCUUCAUUGAACACGAUGGAACCCUGGAGGGCUCUCCUGCAGUUGACAAGGCUGUCCGUAACAUCCUCUCCCCUGGCCUGGACGACUCUUUAUCGGAACCAACGACAAACUUCGCGUUGGGGCAAGACUCAGCAGGUCUCCAGGGCUCAUUUGCCACGCAGAUGAAGUCCGAUGCUGUUGACUCCGCGGUCGUCGAGCAGAUCAGGAGAAGUUUGCUGGGAGGAGACCGCGAGAAGGCAGUCUGGGAUGCCGCCGAUAAGCGCUUGUGGGGACAUGCUCUGCUCAUCGCCAACACGGUUUCGCCAGACCUGUACAAGAAGGUAUCUCAGGAGUUUGUCCGCAAGGAAGUGAACUACCCUGGGCACAACAACGAGUCUCUGGCCGUCUUGUAUGAAGUCUUGUCUGGAAACCACGAGGAGUGUGUCGAUGAGCUGGUUCCUGUGCACGCUAGAGCAGGUCUCCAACUGAUGCCUACCGGCGGCGUCCACGGACAGUCCACCGAUGCCCUUGCUGGUCUUGACAAGUGGCGUGAGACGCUCGGGCUUGUCCUGAGCAACAGGAGCAACAAUGACUCUCGUGCAAUUAACUCACUGGGUAACCUUCUGGCAGGUUACGGCAGGGCGGAGGCUGCCCAUAUCUGCUACCUGUUUGCACGCAGUGCCACCGUCUUUGGCGGCCUGGAUGACCCUACCUCGCACUUUGUGCUUGUGGGUGCUGACCACAAGAGGCAGGCUGAUCAGUUCGCCAAAGAGACCGAGGCUUUACUUCUAAGUGAGGUCUACGAGUUCGGCCUCUACCUUGGAGCUGGCGCAAACAAGGAUGUCAACUGCCCGCAUUUGGCGGCGUACAAGCUGCAGCACGCCAUGACGCUCGCCGAGACUGGGCUCCCCGACAAGGCUCUGCAGUACUGCGAGACUCUGGCCCACGCCAUCACAUCCCAGACCAGGCGCUCGCCGUACCACCACGGCGUCCUAGAGGCUGCUGUGGAGAACCUCGCCAACCGCCUCAGGCAGGCUCCCAAGGAAGAGUCGAACUCGUGGAUUUCCAAGCCCAGCAUGGGCAAAGUGUCAGACUCUGUAUGGAACCGCUUCAACAAGUUUGUGGCCGGUGAUGACUCUGAGCCUGGCGAAAACGGCAUGCUAAACCCUCCUGGUGCUGCGGGUCCCUUCGCGCGUGUGGCUGGAGGCACGCCCACGAUCAGUCGUCCAGCAUCGCCACCGAACGCCACCGGCAUGGAGAUGUUUGGGCGGGGGUGCCCAGGGCCUUCACGCUUUUGCACCUCCCGCAGCGCAGGCCCCGCCAGCACCGGCCACCAGGGCAGGCUCACGGUAUGCCCCUGGAGCACCCGCCACGUCGAAUCCUUAUGAGCCGCAGCAAGGGCACGGUGCACGGGCUCCAUCUGCCGGACGAUCCUCGGGUGAGUACAGCCGGAAUUCUCCCGAGGCAUCCCGGAGGUCGUCGGAGUUCCAGAGGUCUGCCUACUCGCCAUACCAGCCCACAGGGCUUCACUCACCCGCUACGAGUCAAAAUGGCUUCACUCCCGCGUCUAAUAACGAGUCUCCGUAUGCACCGAAACCUUACGGAGACUCUGGGUCGUCUCCAGCAGAGUCAGCGCCUGUGCCUUCGUUUGGAUACCAGCCGUAUACCCCUGAUUAUUCAACAGGGAACGGAUCUGCGUACGGCACUUUGUCCAACGACGAAAAGAAGGCAGCCAGCGAGGAACCUGAAAUGCCAUCAUAUGGAUACCAGCCGCCACCUUAUAGCUACGAGCCCCCGACGAUGACGCUUAACAAUGACGACUUGUCGAACGACAACUCUGAUCACAAGGUCGAAGAGCCCGCCUCUACCGGAGGCUAUGAGCCACCCAGCUUCCAGCCGUAUGAACCACCAACCUACGAGCCUGAUCCAGAAAUGUCACGAGACGAUGAGGGUGAAAAGGUCAGCGAUUCCAAGCAUGAGUUCAAGCCUAUGAGCUUCAUGGAUGAUUCUGCUUCGAUAGCUUCAACCUCAACAUCGAACAAAAAGUCCAAGGAGGAGAUUGAAAGGGAGAACCAAGAGUUGUUCCGCAAGGCGGCUGAAGAGGAUGCUAAACGUGCCGAGGCCGAGAAGGCUGCCAAGGCUAAAAAGGGUUGGCUUGGAGGCUGGUUCGGCGGCGGUGGUUCUGCGAAGAAGGAUCUGGCUGCCGAACAGCCCAAAGCCGUCAAAGCCAAAUUGGGCGAGCAGAAUAGCUUCUACUAUGACGAGGACCUAAAGCGUUGGGUGAACAAAAAGGCGGGCUCGGAUGCCGGCUCAACCCCAACAUCGACGCCGCCACCACCGAAAGGAGGACCGCGUUCUGCAGCAGGGACACCACCGCCACCAGGUGCAGGAGGUGGGAUGAUGGCACCCCCGCCUCCCGGCGGAAGAUUGAGCGCGCCGCCCCGUGGGCCUCCACUCUCAUCGUCGGCCUCCAGCUCGAACCUUGCAGCGGUGGCGGCAGCAAACGCCUCACAGUCAUCGUUGCUGGGAACCACGCCGCCCAUGUUGCAGCGCACCGCAUCAAAUGGCAGCGAGGCAGGGUUGGCACCACCCUCUCGGCCAGGCACCAGUAUGAGCAAUGCCAGUAGCAUUGAUGAUUUAUUGAGCGCAGCUGGCCCCCGGAAACCUGGCGCCAAGAAGGCCCGGAAGAGUGGACGCUACGUCGACGUCAUGGCCAAGUAGUGCGAGAGAGAGAGAGACGACCUGAUUCGUGUUUUGACGGUAUGAAGCUUUCACGACAAGUUUGAACGACAAGAAGAGAAAAGCAAACGAGAUGGCAUACAUGGAGUUUCUGGCUAUGGUGAUAUGUGGGUGGCCUGAACUGCCUAGGCAGGAUAAGUUUUAUCUUUCCUCACUUGGUGGGUGGUCAGGAGGUGUUUUUGAAGGUUCGGUGUUACUUUGAUUUCUUGUAUUGAUAGAAUUUCAGCGCCUUUUUCACAUUUUGCUUGGCUGCAGGGACGAGUUUGUAAUAAUUUUGAUUGAAGAGAUGUACAUUCUUAUUUUUUUAUGCUGAACUUUCAUUUCAUCAUGGUUUUGGAAAGGGGUCGGGAAAGAGGUAUUCAACAGAGACUUUGCUCACAAGCCACCUUCUUUCUUACCCCUGACGAAACCGUCAUCAAGCAAAUCUGGCCCC